ACAAAUUAAUGAAAUUGAAGGGAUUGAAGAGUAAAUCUAACAGUUUCUAUAACUCUGAACGGUGGAAAUAUGGGAAGGUUGCAAUCGCGGGCUAUGUGCUGACUUCUUGAAUCGACUCUGAACCUUUCGAAUCAACUCACUGGAAGUAAAAUUCAGGCUCUUACUCGCACCUCUUUAGUGCUUUGAGAACGGGUGUCUUUAGAGUUUUCAUGCAAGUCUUCAUUGCAUUUGAGAUGAGCUGACAAAUUUCAGCCUGGUAGUAGAAAGUGAAUCGCUUUAGCAGGAGCGAUAUGUCAAAUUCAAAGGCCAAUGAGGGUGGCGGCAGUGCUAAGCGCAGUCUUCCUUCAUGGAUGAGUGGGAAGGACGAUGGAAGUACGUCUCGAGGCAAGAAACCAAACAGUUCUGCUUCUGUUGGAAAUGAUUUGAUGGUCGAAGCUGAAGAGCCUAAGCAAGAGAAGGGAAAUGGUGAAGGUCCAGUGAGCAGUUCAUUACACCAUGAUUUCUCCAGACUUCUGGAAGGAGUAGUUUUCGUGUUGUCAGGUUUUGUUAAUCCUGAGCGUAGCAUUUUGCGAUCUCAAGCUUUAGAAAUGGGAGCUCAAUAUAAACCUGAUUGGAACUCAGAUUGCACUUUGUUGAUCUGUGCUUUCCCAAAUACCCCAAAAUUUCGGCAAGUGGAGUCAGAUUGUGGAACCAUAGUAUCAAAGGAGUGGAUUUCAGAAUGUUAUGCACAGAAGAGGCUUGUUGACAUUGAAAGCUACCUCCUCUAUGCUGGAAAACCUUGGAGAAGAUGCGAUCUUUCACGUGAAGCCACCCAAGAUAUUCCAUCACCAUCCAAGAAACCUCAGAGAGUGGUUGAAAAAACUUCACAUUUAAAACCACAUGAGCCGGAGAUAGCUCAGAGUAGACGGAGUAAUUUUUCAAGAGACUGCUUUUCUCCUUCGAAAUUAAAGAAAUGGGCUAUUGAUGAUUACCAUAAGACACUUUCUUGGCUAGAGAGUCAAGAAGAGAAGCCAGAUCCAAGUGAGAUAAAGAAAAUAGCAGCAGAAGGAAUUUUAACUUGUUUACAAGAUGCCAUAGAUUCUCUUCAUCAAAAUCAGGACAUCAAUCAGAUGACUGAAGAAUGGAAGUUCGUUCCCCAGGUGGUGGAAGAGCUGGCAAAGCUUAGCAAUAAGAAAGAGUCGAUAUCAAAGGAGGAACUUUGCAGGCAGGCCACGGAUUCUAAAAGCAUUUAUGAAGUAGAACUUAAUUCUCUUCUUGAGAGUUCCCCAGAAAGAAAGAAGAAGCGAAUUGUCAAGAAAGAGUCGAAGAAUGGUCAUGAAACAAAGGAAUAUGAUAGUGAUGACACGAUUGAGAUGACUGAGGAGGAGAUAGACGUGGCAUUCCAUAAAGUAGUUUGUAAGAAUUCUUAGUUUAGGUCCUUUGAGAUUUACAAAGAGAAACGCUUUUGCUGGUAUGCGUUGUUGCCAUAGUAUGCUUGUGUUAAUCUAAAGAAGUGAGAAUGGGUCCAUUGAUUCUAUAUUCUCGUGCUUACUUGACAUGUUUGACAUGUUUGAGAGUGGUUCUAAAAUAUUAUAAUCACUUUUGAUUUUGGGAUUUUAAAAUUGCUCUCAAACAUUUGAACAUUCAA
Molecule: messenger RNA, 1627 nt
Organism: Cucumis sativus (cucumber)
Lineage: Eukaryota; Viridiplantae; Streptophyta; Magnoliopsida; Cucurbitales; Cucurbitaceae
Product: DNA-repair protein XRCC1
Exons: 8
Coding region: 291-1409 (372 amino acids)
Biological process (GO): double-strand break repair via nonhomologous end joining; base-excision repair; single strand break repair
Molecular function (GO): damaged DNA binding
Source: RefSeq, a predicted model, not a curated record